Molecule: messenger RNA, 633 nt
Organism: Chaetomium strumarium
Lineage: Eukaryota; Fungi; Ascomycota; Sordariomycetes; Sordariales; Chaetomiaceae
Exons: 2
Coding region: 1-633 (210 amino acids)
Source: RefSeq, a predicted model, not a curated record
AUGGCGACUCAAUACGAGGUCGAGCACAACAUCAAACCAAACCAUUCUACGACCCGUCGGCGGCGGCAAGUCGACAUGUCAACCUUCAAUGCGCACCUGCACAACAUCGUUCCCGAAUCCACAUCCUCCCCUUCUACAUCCCCGCAACAGGAACGCCACCACCACCACAACCCUCACGCCGUCCCGAACCCGACCGACACUGCCGCGCUCUUCCGCCUCUUGCAAGACCAGAUGGGCACGCUCGCCACAACAGCACCAACCGACGACAACCGCGCCUUCCUGCAGUCCCUCGUCGAAGCCCUCGAGCUGGAUGUGGCGCACCCGCCGCGGGAGAUUGAGGGCGUGACGCAGGAGUUCCUGGACGGCCUCGACCGGGUAUCGCGCAAGUCGCUGAAGCAGGACGACACCUGCCCGAUCUGCGCGGAGCGGUACCUCGACGACCAAUACCCGCUCGUGGUGGAGCUUCCGUGCCACGGGAGUCACCGGUUCGACCUCGAGUGUGUCGGGCCCUGGUUGCGGGCUAAGGGAACGUGUCCUCUGUGCAGGAAGGAGAUGGGGAAGCGGAGGGCGGUGGUUGUUGCUACGGAGGAAGACGAUGAAGAAGUGGAUGAUAUGAAUGGGUUGUAUGCUUGA